This is a messenger RNA of Funneliformis caledonium, 321 nucleotides long. The record is from the annotation of a GenBank genome assembly. NCBI's taxonomy places the organism in Eukaryota, Fungi, Glomeromycota, Glomeromycetes, Glomerales, Glomeraceae.
AUGUCGAAUAAAAAAUAUAUUGAAUGGUUAGAAAAAUCUAUUGCUAAUAAAUAUGUCAACCAUUUUGAAUACUCUGAAUUUCAAGAUUUUCAACUAAUAGGAAAUGGUGCAUUUGGAGAAGUUAUGCACGCUUAUUGGAAAAAUCAGGGCUGCGAUGUUGCAUUGAAAUCUUUUAAUAAUAAUAAAACGACUUUGAAGAAUAUUGUAAAAGAGAUAAAAUUACAUAAAGAAGUCGAUUUUCAUUCAAAUAUUAUACGAAUUUUUGGAAUCACAAGCGAAGAAACCGGUAAGUUUUUAGAAAUAUCAUGUAAAAAUUCUUAA